UCCUCUGCUGCCUGUGGUUAUGGAUUCACGCUGCUGUCCUCUCGCACCACGGACAUCACCAAAGUCUGGGGCAUGGGGCUGAACAAGGAUUCCCAGCUUGGAUUCCAGAGAAGCAGAAGAGAUCAAACCAAGGGCUAUGAAUACGUCUUGGAACCAUCUCCAAUUCCGUUACCACUGGAGAAGCCGCAGCAGACUCGAGUCUUGCAGGUGUCCUGUGGGAGAGCCCAUUCCCUGAUCCUGACAGACGGUGAAGGAGUUUUCACCAUGGGGAACAAUUCUUACGGACAGUGUGGCCGGAAGGUUGUUGAAGAUGAAACUUACAGUGAAAGCCAUCUGAUUCAUCAGCUGAAGGAGUUUGACAGCAGAGUUGUCCAGGUUGUGUGUGGACAGGACCACAGUCUGUUUAGAACCAAGAAAGGUGGGGUCUAUGCAUGUGGAUGGGGAGCUGAUGGACAAACAGGUCUUGGACACUACAACAUCACCAGUGUUCCUACUAAGCUACGUGGUGACAUUGCUGGAGUAAACAUUAUCCAGGUCUCUUCCUAUGGGGACUGUUGUCUGGCUGUUUCAGACGAAGGAGACAUCUUUGGUUGGGGAAAUUCAGAAUACUUGCAGCUGGCCUCUGUCACAGAAACCACACAGGUGAAUGUUCCCAGACACUUGCCAUUCAGGAUUGGGAAGAUAAAGGAAGCUGCCUGUGGAGGGACUGGCAACAUGGUGCUAACAGAAGAAGGAAAUGUUUUUGUCUGGGGAUAUGGAAUUCUUGGGAAAGGACCAAACCUAAUAGAGACAGCAGUGCCAGAGAUGAUCCCACCCAGUCUUUUUGGCUGGUCGGACUUCAAUCCGGACAUCCGUGUUGCUCACAUUCGCUGUGGACUCAGCCAUUUUGCAGCACUUACAAACAGAGGAGAACUGUUUGUAUGGGGCAAGAAUCUAAGAGGGUGCCUGGGAACUGGACGAAUGGAAGACCAGUAUUUUCCAUGGAGGGUGACCGUACCCGGUGAGGUGGUGGAUGUUGCAUGUGGAGUUGACCAUAUGGUAAGCAUGGUGAAGUCUUUCACCUAGUGAUACUGCUGGGCCUCAGCACUGUGCUAAGAUGACUUGGUGACCAGCUUCUUGGAAAGGAAGACUAAUUCUGUGAAGCAAAGCAAGAAGUGACUGUGAGCAGAGACAACCAUGGCAGUAUCUGGGUGUGUUGUCAUCUCUGCAUCGUUGAAACAGUCUGGCCUGGCUGCAGGAAGGAUCUAUGCUCCCUGAGGAGAGUGGAAAUGCAGGGAGUGCUCUGGCUGCCUCAUGAUGAGCUCCCAAAGAGUCUGAGGAACAGCCCACAGCUGGUGAGUCCCUCUGUGUGAGGAUGAAGAGCAUCU
Antrostomus carolinensis (chuck-will's-widow) is the source of this 1367-nucleotide messenger RNA. It is a transcript of the gene RCC1L, whose product is annotated as RCC1 like. Gene Ontology annotation, cellular component: mitochondrial inner membrane. Bases 73 to 1065 code for a protein of 330 amino acids. Gene Ontology annotation, biological process: positive regulation of mitochondrial translation. NCBI's taxonomy places the organism in Eukaryota, Metazoa, Chordata, Aves, Caprimulgiformes, Caprimulgidae. Gene Ontology annotation, molecular function: guanyl-nucleotide exchange factor activity; rRNA binding. The record is from RefSeq and is a predicted model, not a curated record. The transcript is spliced from 10 exons.